GCGGACGAGUACACUUUUCGCCUGCGCGCGAGUAUCCUAACCUCAACGCGCCGUAUAAUUUUGUCCUCUCUCGAUUAAUCCUAAUUUCGUACAAGCGGGUCCAGGCGUGAAUCAAGAUGAAUUGAUGAUUCGAUGAAUUCUGUGCGAAACAGUGUUGAAAUCAGCACGUUAAAAAAUAUGAGUGACUCUCGUGAGCAGCAACUGGAGGAACUGCGAAGCUUCACCGAUGCGGUUAACGAGGAUAUCGCCAGCAUCGUUGGAACCCUCGGCUGGACGAUGGAGAGCGUGACGAACGUGGAUACGGAGUAUCUCACGUGUCCGUAUGAUUCGUCCCACCGGCUAACGGAAAGCUCUCUCAAUGACCAUCUUGCCUCUUGUCAAUGGAAAGCUGAGGGUUACGGAAAGCUAGAUGUUCCUUUAUCAGAGCCAACUUUACCAGCUGAUUCACCGUUCUGUAUAAAAUUUGACGAGGAGCUGCAAGAACAAGUUCUCAGGAAGGCCAAAGAACAAAAUCCAACGAUGAAAACUGGUAUGGGUGAGCGGUUAGUACCGCGUACAUCUGAUAGGGUUAUCAUAGAUUUCACCAGCGAUGAGAGGAGAGCGCUGUAUGACUAUGUCAUCGCUAAUACCGCCAAGCCAGACAUUGGAGAGGAUAUUGCAAAUAUUAAUAAUCUGGAGGCACAACAAAAAGGAGACAAAGAAUUGUCUUUUCUGGAAUUGUUGAUACGAGAGCGCAACUUUAAGAGACGUAGAGCAAAGCAUAGAGGCGUUCAUACAAAUAAAAAGUCUCAUACUGAAAUUCUCAGAGAAGUGAUUGAUCAACAAAUGGAGAUGUAUGUAGAUUAUAUCUCCGGAGAAAGUAAUUCUGGACGUGUAACAGACGUUCGGAAUACUAAAACAGAUGAUACAAGCUAUGAAAAGAUGCAAGAUAGAACAGAACGUUUAAACAAAGUAUUUCUUAGUAAAGAUCCUCCUUCCCGAGACUAUAAUGACUAUAAUUCUGGAGAAAGGAACGGUCAUCACCAUAAGAAGCAAAGAGAUAAUCAAAAAAGAGACCAUUCAGAAGAUAGAAGUUAUCACCGAUCAAGAGAUCGAGACAAACAGGAAAGAUAUUCAGAUGCAACGGAAAGAAAGCACAGACAUGAAUAUAGGAAGUCGUCACGUUCGAGAGAGCGGAAGUCACAUAAAAAGGACAAACGUCGAAGUAAAGAUAAAUACUACGAACAGAAGCAUAAAUCUAGAGAUCGUGAUAAAUCAUCAGAGAAACAUAAAUCUCGAGAUCGCGAUAAAUCAUCGGAGAGACAUUAUUCAAAGCAUAGUGAUCAUAAACGAAAAGAUAGAAGUAAAGAGUAUUGACUUUAAUUGCAAACUAAUUAUAAGAGUAAAGACAAAAAUGGGAUCUGUUUAAAGAUUUGUGUAUCUGAAGUUAAUAAUUAUCACAGUUAAUAACACAA
Messenger RNA from Temnothorax curvispinosus, 1454 nucleotides. RefSeq names its product U11/U12 small nuclear ribonucleoprotein 48 kDa protein-like. The record is from RefSeq and is a predicted model, not a curated record. Bases 133 to 1356 code for a protein of 407 amino acids. Lineage: Eukaryota; Metazoa; Arthropoda; Insecta; Hymenoptera; Formicidae. The transcript has 5 exons.